Messenger RNA from Nothobranchius furzeri (turquoise killifish), 3891 nucleotides. The record is from RefSeq and is a predicted model, not a curated record. Lineage: Eukaryota; Metazoa; Chordata; Actinopteri; Cyprinodontiformes; Nothobranchiidae.
UCCUGUUUAUUCUCUGUACCUCUCUCUUCUUGUUUGUCCAGAGUUGGAGCAGCAGGAGGAAGAUCAGGAGGUGGGGGAUUAUCAGAGCCACCAAGCUGAGAGGAGGUUCUAGAGGAGGAACAGUGGCAGGAGGCCAGCAAGGAUCAGAACCUGCAGCUUCUGAACUUAGAGGAGAGGAUUAGGAAGGAGGAGGGUUUCCCAGGACUCCCCUGCUACUUCCUGAAGACUCCUUAGGGGCUGUGUGCAAACCAGGGAGCGCUGAGAAGAGGAGCAGCAUCAGAAGGAGGUGCAGCUGGACAUUUAUUUGCUGCUGGGCGCUGAGGGUUCUGGGCUGCUGAAACCAGGACCACCACAUGGAUUUUAAGUCCAGCCUCAGAAGUGUCAAAGCCAAGGCAGAGGAGAAGGGGAACCCCUCACAGCAGGUGGACUUCCGAAGCGUGUUGGGGAAGAAGAACACCUCCUCCAGCACAUCCAGCUCCUCUAGCACCAAUGCCAACAAGCCAGCUGAGACAUCCAACAAGAACAGUGGAGACUUCCGCUCCAUCCUCGCCAACAAGAAGAAACCCACAAGCCCUGAGAAGAAUGGAGGAAAGGUCAACAACUGUGUGGAUGGAGAAGUUCAGGAGAUGAGUGAAGGGGAAGCAGGAGGUGGAGGAUUGGACUUCAUGGAGAAGCUAAACGACCUGGCAGUUUUGGACGGUCAGCGGCUCCGGCUGCAGUGUCGCCUCACCCCCCCUGCUGCUGAUGUCACAGUCACCUGGACGCUGGAUGGGAAGACCAUUAAACCGUCCAAGUUCAUCGUCCUCGCCAACGAAGGUGGACUCUGUUCUCUGACCAUUGACAAAGCCCUACCAGAGGAUGAAGGCCUGUACAAGUGUAGUGCUGAGAGCCCAGCAGGCAGAACCGAGUGUUCUUGCAUGGUUCUGGUAGACGAUCCAACAGAAAACUCUCCAACGGACAAGAAGACCAAGAAGGCAGCUCCGACCUCAGAGAGUGAAGCAAGAAUAAAGAAGCCGACUCCAAAGACUCCUCCCAAACAAGCUCUGCCUCCUCAGAUCCUGCAGUUCCCUGAAGACAUGAAGAUCCUAGCAGGAGAGAAGGUGCAGAUUCUCUGCAGGUUCUCUGGAGCUUUGCCCAUCACCUGCACCUGGUUGAAGUUCAGGAAACCGAUCCAGGAAGGCGUGGCUGACAUCUCCAUAGAAAGCAGCGACAGCAGCAGCAAGCUGACCAUCAGCAGCGGGCAGCAGGAGCACUGUGGCUGCUACACGGUGGAGCUGAGGAACGGCUUCGGCCUCCGCCAGGCAGCCCUCAACCUUACCAUCGUUGACAAACCGGACCCCCCAGCCAAGGUCCCUGCCGCCUCAGACGUACGGCGGUCCAGUCUGACGUUGUCGUGGUACGGACCGACCUAUGAUGGCGGCAGCGCCGUGCAGUCCUAUCAGCUGGAGAUAUGGGACUCUGUGGAGCAGCAGUGGAAACAUCUGGUGUCCUGCAACAGCACCUCCUACAAUGUCCAGGACCUUCUACCAGAACGCCAGUACAAGUUUCGUGUUCGGGCACAAAACAUCUACGGGAUCGGAGAGCCGAGUGCCGAGUCUGAACCUGUAACCGUGGGGCUGGUGGGAGAUGAUGAAAACCAGGAGGACGCAGAGGCUGAGGAGGAGGAUGAAGACCCAGACAAGCAGCCAGACUACAGAGAAGUGACCAUCAGGACCGACAUGAAGGUGAAGGAGCUGUACGAUGUGGAGGAACGGCUGGGAACGGGGAAGUUUGGUCAGGUCUUCAAGCUGGUAGAAAAAGCCACAAAGAAGGUCUGGGCUGGGAAGUUUAUCAAGGCAUACUCAGCAAAGGAGAAGGAGAACGUUCGGCAGGAGAUCAGCAUCAUGAACAACCUCCACCAUCCCAAACUGGUCCAGUGUGUUGACGCCUUUGAGGGCAAGUCGGACAUCGUCAUGGUCCUGGAGAUGAUCUCAGGCGGUGAGCUGUUUGAGCGGAUCAUCGAUGAGGACUUUGAGCUAACGGAGAGGGAGGUAAUCAAGUACAUGCUGCAGAUCAUCGAUGGUGUCAACUUCAUCCACAAACAGGGAAUCGUGCACCUGGACCUGAAACCAGAGAACAUCAUGUGUGUCAACAAAACCGGCAGCAAGAUCAAACUCAUCGACUUUGGCCUCGCCAGACGACUAGAAACUGCAGGAACCCUGAAGGUUCUGUUUGGAACUCCAGAGUUCGUGGCUCCAGAGGUGAUAAACUACGAGGCCAUCAGUUACCCCACUGACAUGUGGAGCAUCGGGGUCAUCUGCUACAUCCUGCUGAGCGGUCUGUCGCCCUUCAUGGGCGACAGCGACAACGAGACUCUGGCCAACGUCACCUCAGCCACCUGGGACUUUGAGGACGAAGCUUUUGAUGAAAUCUCUGAGAACGCCAAAGACUUCAUCACCAACCUGCUGAAGAAAGACAUGAAGGCCCGGCUCACCUGUGCUCAUUGUUUCGAACACCCCUGGCUGAAGCAGGACACAAACACCAUGAAGACCACCAAGCUCUCCAAGGAGAGGAUGAAGAAGUAUAUCCUGAGAAGGAAGUGGCAGAAAACGGGUCACGCUGUCCGAGCCAUCGGCAGACUCUCAUCCAUGGCCAUGAUGGCUGGAGUCAGCGCCAAGAAGGGCUCCCCAACUGAAGAGGACAACCAGUUCCUGGAGUGUCUGGAGUACGAGCAGAAAGUGGAGAGUAAGCCCAGCUUCAGCAAGGUCAUCAAAGACGUGGAGGUGGUGGAGGGCAGCGCCGCUCGCUUUGACUGCAAGAUAGAAGGUUACCCAGAUCCAGAGGUGGUGUGGUACAAAGACGAGCAGCCCAUCAAAGAGACACGACACUUCCAGAUCGACUACGAUGAGGACGGAAACUGCAGCCUGAUCAUUUCUGAGGUUUCAGGAGACGAUGAUGCUAAAUACAUGGUGAAGGCCGUCAACAGUCUGGGAGAGGCCACGUGCACCGCCGAACUGCUGGUGGAGGUGAUGGCUGAGGAGGAGGAGGAGGAGGAGGAGGAGGAGUAGAAAUGUGCUGCUGCUCCCUUCAGAAUCUAUCCAUAAACACGUUUAUCUCAUAAAUAACAGGCUGUGAUUGGAGAAACAGGUGGCAGAGUUUCACACAUCUGAAUCAGUCAGAGAGCACACUGAGCACCUGCAGAGCGGUCCAAAAGACCUGGAGCUUCUGGUUCCGGAUCACUACGUCACCCUGGUUCAGAACCUCCAAAAGUCCAACAGGAUUAAGCUGUCUUCAUCUUUGUUCAAGCGAUGAGUCUGAGCGAUGACUAGUCCAGUCCUGCACCAGACUUUAAGUCCCGCCCCCUUCCUGUCCAGUCCUUUACCAGGCCAUUUAGGCCCUGCCCCCACCUGUUCAGUCCUGCACAGGCCUGUGUUAGGACCAGCUGAUGGUCCUGUAGCCCACUCACCAAGGUGGAGUGAGCAGAACCUUCACUGACACCACAUCAGCCCCAUCAGGAGGAAAUGUGGGGAUUAACUUCUAAAUUAAAACUAAAAAUCUGAAGUUUUCCUCUUUUUUAGCAUUGAAAAUAAAUUAUAAAUAAACUGAACAUUUUAGGUGCAGAUCAUCAGCAGAACUCCAACAACUUCCUUCAAACCUUCACAAUAAGAGUCUCAAACACACACAAAUACCUCAAAUCCUCUGAAGUUUUACAACAGCUUCAGGUGUUUUCAAGUAUAUGUGUAUAUAAUACAUGCUUGACAUUACAAUGCCUUUUUUGAAAGCUCAACACUAAUAAAAGAUACCGAACCAACACAGUCAAGUGAAACAUCCUACCUGGUUUCUCUUAUUCUGGCGCCAAUAAUGUGUGUAGCAUUCUCCUGUUAGGUACUCACAGCCCCCUGUCCAGCCGGG